Molecule: messenger RNA, 2304 nt
Organism: Nylanderia fulva
Lineage: Eukaryota; Metazoa; Arthropoda; Insecta; Hymenoptera; Formicidae
Source: RefSeq, a predicted model, not a curated record
AUGAUAUCGCAUGAAAGGGCUGGCCCGAACAAUGGGCAACAACGAAGACCAUCUCGAUCACCGCGCAGUCAGCGUAGCCGCAGUGCAGAUGUAGAUUGCUUGAAGAAAUACACGGAACGUCGCGUGGAAGAUCGACGGCACACCGAGAUCACCGACUCCAGUAAAUUGGACACGACGAGAUGGAUGCCGUUGCCGAGAUACGUGCCGCGGGGGCUGCAAUCACCCGGGGCCAUCAAGAGAGCGUCGAGGGACGAGCGGCAGGAAAGCAUCGACGAGACGACGACUACGUCAGCUGAGAAUCGAUACGCCAGGAUCGAGCCCGAGAGCGUCGGUCGAUCUCAACCCUCCUCCAGGAGUUACAGCACCGACGUGACCGCCACGAGGCACAUCGAAAAGAGCAUCGUCGAACAGCGAAGACACACGGACUGCAGCGAUCCGCGUACCAUCGCCACGAGGUGGAUACCACAAGUUAACGGUGGAAAGUUUCGCCGAGAGUCGUCUCCUCUCGCAAGAGACAGCUGUGAGAUUACACAGAGUGCGGCUACCCGAUGGAUAACCUCCGCCAAAAGUCCAUCACCCAAUCCCACACCAAAAAAUCCCGACAGAAGAGAUUCCUCGGAGCACAAUAAAAAGGACGAAGAGUCGUGCAAGGACGCGGAUGCCUCUAAGUGGCAACCCUCCAGAAAGUUCUCACCAGCGAAGAACGAAAAAGGAUAUUUACAAAGACAAGACGAGUUGGAUGUCGGCAGAGAUCGCUCUUCGAGUUUUGUCGAUGCUAACGAACGAGCGAACAAACUCAGUCAACGUAUGCGAGAUUUGUACGAUUUCAAGACGGAGAACGAGUGGCCAAAGAGAGCGGGAACCUCUCAGCGCGAUAACGCUUGGAUCAGUAAGAGUAGCAGCGAAGAGGAAAGAGGCAAUUAUCGGCCGGUUCGCAGAAACAGUCAAGAUUUGGAAUUCAAUGACAGAAUCGAUAUAUUCAAGACCAAAGUCGAUGAGGAGGAGGAGGACGACAGACGACGACCAUAUCCAAAGCGCAGUGUUCACGAUGCCAGCGAGGUGUUCACGAACGAACAGGAGGACGAGCGUCUACGGAGGUUCAAUGACAGGGUGCGAUACAGCGAGGAUCGCAAUAUGGAACGGGCUCGUAAUCGAGCUCGUGGACGCACAUACUCGGACGAUUACGAUGAGAAGGUUCGACGUGCGUCCCGGCAACCGCUGGAAUCGCCGACGAUCAGACGGCGAAAUCAACCGGAAACACCGACGAGGAGACCUUUGGUGAACCAGGAGAACAUGCGAAAUUCAGACGUGAGUGCGAGAUUGCGCGACUCGCGUGUCAGCUACGUAGAGGUGGACUUCUCGAAGAGGGAUCCGCGCGCCAGCGACGCCAGUUACGUCAGCAUGAACCUCGAUAAACGGGGCAGCGUUGAGUGCAAAAGCGCGAAAACCCACGAGCCGCCGCCGAGGAGAGCCUUCAGCCAGAGCGACGAGCGACGACCGUCCACCCCGGUGCCGCCGAUUGAGUUUAACGACGAGCGAUACGUCCCCAAGAAGCUGUCGUCGGAAGAGCGAGACAGCACCAGAUACAAAGUAUACCUGACGUAGGGAACGCCUGCGAGAGCGGUUGUUUCGCGAGACGAACACCGCUUUCGCAGAGUUUUCGAUUAAAGUUUACGGACAAAAGGUACAAGUGCAGAAGUACAUAACUCUCGAUGUAGGUGAAACAGAGGAAAAAACAGCUGUGCGACGAGAUGGAUUUCUUCUAAUAACAUUUGUAAGUGUAAAUAUGUUGUAUAAAAAGUUUACUGCGACGAUAUUCAAUGUGUCAAAAUAGUCUUAUGUUGGACAAUGUCCCAUCAUUUUUGUCGUAUGAAGACGAGGAAAGAUUGAUAAGUUAUUUACGAAAGUAAAUAUAUAAAAUAAGAUAUAAAUUAUCUCGAAGGUGAAUAUGAAAUAAGAUAUAAAUUAUCGAAGAAUAUACAAUGGAAUCCGUUGUCUAUAGAUAACUGUUCAACUAUCGUUUACUGUGUUCAACGUAUAAUAAUACGAUAUGUAAACGGAUGGAUGUACGAAACUCAAUAUAUUCUGUUACAGAGCUCUACAAUAAUAUAGCAUCUACGAUCAACGGAGACACGGAAGCCUGAUAAAUGAAAUGUAUUUGUAACAAAUUUACAACGGUUUACUACGUAAUCAGAAGUUUCCUAUUCGUGUUUUUCAUGUCACUGUCCAAAGCGUAACUGCGAUAUAAUAAUUAAUACAAACGGUGUGUAACGCAAAAUACAUAAUAAACUAUUCUUUGAGGAA